Molecule: messenger RNA, 787 nt
Organism: Rubroshorea leprosula
Lineage: Eukaryota; Viridiplantae; Streptophyta; Magnoliopsida; Malvales; Dipterocarpaceae
Source: the annotation of a GenBank genome assembly
AUAAAUUGCACCUCUUCAACAGAGGGAACUCUGGGUGUUUCUCCUUUUCUUUCGGGUGUUCUCUCUCCACUCUACUCUUUUUAGAAAGAUAUAAAAUGGUAUCACAGCCAAUGGAAAAAAAAGGCUGUACAUGAAAAUGGAAAAGAAAGAAAACUCAACAACUUGCAGAAAAGCUCAGGAAAUCCCCAAGAAUUUGUUUAAGCAGCAAAUCUAAGCAAGAUGAAGCCACAGCAAUAUAGGAGGAGCUGACAUGCUAGGGAAGAUGGCCUUGGCAUAAAAAACAAAAGCAUAUGGGGACGGUUAUGAUGACUCAGCUCCUCGACGCUCAAUUUAUCCACACCAAUCGAGAGGCCAAUUGUGUAGUUAAUUGCCUUGCUAAGAAAGGCCCUAAUUUACAUUCUGCUUUUGUUUUGUAUGAACAUUGCCCUGCUCACGUUUGUUAUCUUACCUUUUGUACUGUAAUGCUAUUGGGAAUGUUCUUCCCAGAAUGGUUGUAACCACUGAAUAUCUAAUGUAUCACGUUAUCUAAAAAGGAAAAGGAAAAGCUUCAGCAUCGAGGAGUGUAGUGGAGUUGUGGUGUUAAAGUUGCAACAGUGGGCAGCAAAUUAAAUGCAAAUGAAAGCUGCACCGACAGCACAGCAGCAGUAAGGUGUUGCAGAUGGGUAGCGAAGUUAUUGCGUUAAGUCGAAUGACGGAGCAAAAUAUCUCAUUCAUGGUUAAGUAGCAAAGUUACUGGCGUUCGGUAGAAAUUAUUGCACAAGUAUAAGAAUAACCAUCCAAAAACAAA